AUGAGAAGAAAAACCCGUGUGCGUCCAACCAAUCGAUUUACGUCUUUCAAAGCCAACAAUCAUUCAACAACAAGCCCUCUCUAUUACUUUUAUCCCACUUUUAAUGGUUGUUGGACCAUGAUGAUUCUGCCAAAACCACAUUCGGAGGAUGGAUCGGAACAAAAGAUUAUUCAUGAUUCCAAACAAUUCUUUCAAAAUACGGAAUUCAAUGAAGAAAAAGUUGUUGCUGAUAGUGUCGGAGUGAUUAUUAAAAAUAAUGAGGAGGACGAGACAACUGACCAUGUUCAUCAUGAUGAUGAUAUUGCCACUUCCCAUUUUCAUCAUCAAAAUAAUGAUCUCACUUCAAAAAGAGAAUUAUCCUUUGAAGAGUGGCGUCUCAUAGCAAGUUUUCUUUCAAGAACUGUUGCUUUUCAUUCUCUUGCAAGUGUAAACAUGAUAUGCAGAUUUGCUGUAUUGUCUUGUCAUUUCGUUCAAGACAGAAUGUGUGCUGAAUCAUUUGUUGUGCGAUGGAUGGUCGAUGUAAAGGCAAGCAGUACUUGUACGACAAAUACUGCACUACUGCUUCCCAAUGAUCGAUUACAAAGCAUGUUACAACCUUUGCAUGAUUGUAAUUUGUACGAUUUGAAUUGUUUUGUUCAUCCAGAAGAAAAAAAGAAUUUUCAACAUGACAGCUAUUCGCUUCUUCCAAUUCCAAAUUAUUACUCAAAGACAUGUAUGGAAUAUGCCUGCCAAUAUGGAUUCACUUCAUUGAUUGAUCAACUCUUUGAAAAGCCAUUUCUCUUGACAUUGGAUGCUGCACAUCGAGAUCACUGCUUGACCAUUGCUUUCGAACAUGGCAAUGAUGAUGCCGCAAAGAGACUCAUCUCGCUGUCCAUUCACAGAUUAGCCCAAGCAUUGGAAACAAUUUCAGAGCAAAAACAGGGUAUCAACCUUGAAGCUUACACAACCAUGCUGACUCGCUCACGUCACUCUCCAAAAGCAGGAAUGGUCAUUGAGAUAUAUGCAUAUCUAGAGGAAGAACUGGACAAAGCUCUCCCUUCUGAAUUGGCGGACAUAAUUUUAACUGGAUCGAUCGAAGAAUUCUUUACGAGGGCUUGUUUUAUCACUCUUCUCAAAAAGAACUAUUGGGACAGUGCUUUGUUUGUAUUAAGAAAAUACAUAAGCAACAAUCGUAACAACUUGGCCAACCGUGCACAAGAGGCUGUCAUUUCCAUGUUCAAUGUUACAUUUCUUAAAGCUUUUUCACAGCACCAUGUUCUUAGUACGGACAAUAUGUUGUGGUUUUUAAAUCACUUAUCAAAAGAGCUUGGCAAUUAUACGGACAAACCUAAUACUAUUAUUUCAGUAAUUGCUCACUCAUACAUGUUGCUUCAUGGUGAUGAUAUUGAUCAUUAUUGUGACUACUUGAGUCAGUAUAGUUCAAGAGAUGAGACAAAGGACGCUGAAUUAAUUGAAUUGUCUAUUAAUGAUGGUAUUUUAGUACCAUGGAACAGAGUUUUUCGUCUUGCUCCUCCACCAUUUACUGCAUUAUGUAAGGUAUUGACCGAACGAAAUGAUGGCGCCAUCUCUGCACUUUUUCUAAAACAAUUUGGCCCAUGUUUGAACGAGUAUUAUUCCGAUGAGUUAGCUCAGUAUUUUUUUGAAAAUUUGAUCAUGAUGAGACACUUUGUGGAACACGUUCCAUAUUUAUUAACCAACCAAGUUCAGCAACGCCUUGCAUUUUUGUUUCUUUCACAGGAUCAAUUAGACUGGGCAGGAAUCAUGGUUCUGAUACAACGUGAUAGUGCUCUCUUUUCGGAGUUUAUCAAAACUAUUUUAGAAAAUGCAAAAGGAAAUGUGUUGCAACAGUUCUGUGAUCACAUCACAGCCAUGAUAAUAACAACUGAUCAAAAUGUUGAAAUGUUGAAUGACCAUCUCGGAAGAUGCAAUGAUAUAGUACAUUCGGCUCAUGGCCAAGAAUUUUCAAUAACAGAGGAAAGUUGUGACAACUCUGAUAGGAUCAUCAUAUUCGAAACUGCGGCAGUUCUCAUGUAUUGCGCAAAAAUGGGAGUCAAUCAUUUAUUUCAAUUCAUUACAGAGCAACGAAAAGGUGCAAUUUGCAAUUUUCCACAAGUAUUUCCAUCAAUAUAUCACUCGAUCACUGACAUGGGAAAUAUUGAGCAUGUAAAUUUGAGAAGAGAGUUUCAUUUAGUGUCCCACUCAACAGAAAUUUUAAUAUUCAUUUCUCGACAUUCAAUUUUGAGAAAAUAUUUGAAUUUAUUGGCCUCUGUAUGGUCUUUACCUUCCUCCAGUAUGCAACAAAACGUUCCAAGCUUUUUUAAAUCCAUAACAAGUAUUCAUCAUCCUCUUGACAGAAUCUCUGUAUUGAAAGAAUAUUCUUUGAGCGAAAAUGACAUUACUGAAAUGAUUUCACUUUACCUCUCAAAGAAUGCAAUGGGAAAAUUUAUUAAUUUAAUUCAUCUUCCAACCUUCACGAUGAAUCAUUUAACGCAAAUUCCAAAUUCAUAUUUAUUCCACUCCAAUUCACUUGACACAAUCUCCAAUUUACGAGCAUUUGUAGAUUUCUUGUGGAAUAAUUUUGAGAGCGAUCAAGCAAAACUCAAGUUCAGAGAAUUCUUUUGUUUCAUUCAUGGAGAACUAUAUGAAAACAAACAUCUCACACACAUUAUGAAAUAUUACAAGGGCAAAUAUUUAGAAAUGGUUGAAGAGAUCAUUUAUGACAUGUUGUUAGACGACAAGUAUUUUGAAAUCAUUUCUUGCUUUAAAUCUAAUUUAUCUAGUACCUCUGUCUCUGGCCUUACUGAUGAAUUGAAAUUGGAAUUCCUCAAAAAAGUUUGUGAAGGAAAGGAAUUUGAGGAGCCAAAUUUUGAGCUGCAUGAUUUUGACAGGCUGAAGCGUGUAUUUCAAGAAAAAUCAAAUCUUUCCAAACACCAUUUUAAAUCAUGGAAAAAGAUCAUACUCUCCUUCACCAAGGUCGAAGAAGCAGAUCAUGUUUCAAAAUUGUUGGAUGAAAUCGAUCCUGUUCUGAAACAGAAAAAAGAAUUGAAACAACAACAACUUGACUUUCCAAUCCAAGAUUCUGAAACAGUUUUGGCAGAAGAACGAGAUAAGAAAGAAAAGGCCUUGUCGCAAUGUGACUUGAGCAAAUUCAACUUUUCCUUCAGUUCAGGAGCUUUUUCAUUCGCGCCUACUGUGAAUCUUUUUUCGAAAUUUGCUUCCAUCCAGAGAGAACAAGAUUCCAAUGAACAACCACCCAAUGAAAUCAAUAUCACUCCAUUUUCCACACUGAAUAUUCAAUUCAAGAACUGA
Messenger RNA from Naegleria fowleri, 3309 nucleotides. RefSeq lists its product as uncharacterized. Lineage: Eukaryota; Heterolobosea; Eutetramitea; Acrasida; Naegleriidae. The record is from RefSeq and is a predicted model, not a curated record. The transcript has a single exon. The coding region runs from base 1 to 3309 and encodes 1102 amino acids.